UGUUGCCUUUGAGACUUGGAAGGAAAACAAAUUAAGUAUGAAGAAAAAGAAAUGGCUUCCUCCAUGGUCUCAAAAGCUAGUGUUGGCAGCAUCAACCGAGACACCACAGCUCAGGCUAGCAUGGUGGCACCAUUCACUGGCCUCAAGUCCACAUCAACUUUCCCAGUGACCCGCAAGACCAAAGCUGAUAUCACCUCUCUCGCCAGCAAUGGUGGCAGAGUAUGGCCACCCCUUGGAAAGAAGAAGUUGGAGACUCUCUCAUACCUCCCAGAUCUCACAAGGGAACAAUUGCUAAAGGAAGCAGAGUACCUUCUUCGCUCCAAAUGGAUUCCUUGUCUGGAAUUCCAGUUGGAGAGGAAGUCUUAUAUUUUCGAAGGCAAAAUCAUUGCUAUAGAAAGACAAGUGACUUUGAUUCAUAGUUUGGCCACUGCGAUAAAUAGCGAUUGUUUAAUUUCUCUUGGAAAUGAAAGAGUUGCUUCUAAUGAUCGUGAGGAGAUAGUAAUUGGCUGGGCUGCUCUUUCUUUAGGGUGGAUUGCUUUAAACACUGAUGGUGCUUAUCGAAAUUCUUUUGAGCAAGUUAACGGCUGA
This is a messenger RNA of Theobroma umbraticum, 588 nucleotides long. The record is from RefSeq and is a predicted model, not a curated record. Lineage: Eukaryota; Viridiplantae; Streptophyta; Magnoliopsida; Malvales; Malvaceae.